Messenger RNA from Dentiscutata erythropus, 1287 nucleotides. NCBI's taxonomy places the organism in Eukaryota, Fungi, Glomeromycota, Glomeromycetes, Diversisporales, Gigasporaceae. The record is from the annotation of a GenBank genome assembly.
UCAACUACUAAGGAGGGCGAAUCUUCUACAGUAAAAAAACUUAUCAAAGAAUUAAAAGAUGAUAGUGUUAAUAAAGAUUUAAUAUUUGCUUCUCAGUUAUCUGAAGAUAGUUAUACUUAUCUUUACAAAGAAAUUGUUAAAGCCGAAGCUGAUAAUGAUAUUGCAAGUCAAAAAGUUUUAAAUUGUUACUUUGAAUUUGGUAGAAAGUUAUCUGAUUGCUUAAAUUAUUAUAAAAACGAAAAAAAUAUCGAGAUCAAACAAACAGAAAGAGCCCGAAAAAUAUAUGAGCUUUUCAUUAAAAUUGGUGUUGAUAAAAUGCAACAGAAUACUCUCGAUGAUAUAUGGAAUAAGCAAUUUAUACAAGCAGGAAAAGAGCUAUUAGACUUAACGUUAAGGGAAGCUUUUGAAAGUAAGGUGAACCUGGAGCAUGCCAAAUCCAAUCUGUACUCCUUUUGGCAAGAAGUGAUUACUGAGCGACUACAGCUCCAAGUUCAAAUCACUUAUGAGAAGGAAACACUUCUUACAUUUGAUGAAUCAGAUAAAUUCUUUGGAAGGCAACUGCGCUUACCAUACAAUAAGGAGGCAACCUCUUCAGAUGAUAAACGUGCUUUUAAUAGCACUUUAGAUUCAGAUUUAAUUUUCCCUGUGGGGGCAAAGAAGAUCAAAUCCUGUAAAGGAGAUGUGAAUGUCAAGAAAGCUAACGGCGACAGCGCUAUAAAAAUAACUUCAACUGCUCUCUGUCAUUCUUUUUUAAUCGACUCGGACGAUAAGAACUAUAUACAGCAAGGCAUUUUCACACGUGAGGAAUUAGAAGAAAUUAAAAAUUUUAGCAAGAAAGAAUUACUAUUAGUACCGGAUGAUCUUUUGAAGUAUCUUAAUAGUUUCCGAAAGUCGUUUAUUGAUAAAGCCUUCUUAGAUAUAGAGGGUAUGGAAAUUGUUAGAGGUGAAUUAUGUAGCUAUGCAUUAUCAAAUAAAAAAAAUUUACAACGGGUGGUUGCAUCAACAGAUUUAAUAAAAAGAAAAGCAAUAGGUCAGCGCGGAGAUUUAAUAAUCCAGAAAUGGCAUACUGAAUAUGGGUGUAGCAAAGCUGGAAAAAUAUUUGAAAGAAUCAAUGAUACAAAGAUUAUUAAAGAAGGUGGUUUGAAAAUGCCUAAAAUGCUUAGAGAUAUGUUUAUUGAUCUUUGCAAAACCAUGGAAAUGUGGAAGAAUAAAAUUAGAAGGCUGGAAACAGUCGGGCUUGAGGAUAUCACUGUUGCGAUUGGAUUUACUAGCGAGGCAUGUCUGUAG